Messenger RNA from Prunus armeniaca (apricot), 879 nucleotides. The record is from the annotation of a GenBank genome assembly. Lineage: Eukaryota; Viridiplantae; Streptophyta; Magnoliopsida; Rosales; Rosaceae.
AUGGAUGAAAAAAGAUGGGAAGACUUAAACAUAGAUUGUAUGGUGAAUAUUUUGGGAAGAGUUGGUAUGGAGUCGCUGCUUUUGGAUGUGCCUUUCGUAUGCAAGUCGUGGUACAGAGCAAGCCUCAAUCCUUCAUGCUGGGAACGUCUCAUUUUUCCAGACAUUAAAAGAUUGGAGUAUUAUUUUAUAGAUGAAAAUUGGGUUGAUGAUCCCUUGCUACAAAGAUUUAUCCACCAAUAUCAAAUUGAUGAGAGUCAUUUCUCGACCACUGCGUUUAUUAAGUUUGUCGUCAAUCGUAGCAAAGGACAUGCUACUGUUCUCAGGCUACCUCCAUAUGCUUCAGAAACAGACUUGAAAUAUGUUUCAGAUGUGUGUGGUGACCUCAAGGCUGUUGGAUUGCCUGGGGAUUUAGUUGACGACAAAUCAGGUGUAAUAACAGAGCUGAUUGGUAAGUGGAAACGUUUGGAGUGGUUGAUGUUGGGAAGCAGCUAUGAUUUGGUGAAAAUCCUCUCACAGAUCAGCAUUCACUGCAAAGACUUUUGGGGCUUACGCGUAUCUAAUGCUUAUAUUUUUAAUGAUGAGGCUAUUGCAAUUGUCAACUUCCUGCCUAAGAUUAAGCAUUUGAUCUUGAGGAAGGCUGAAAUUCAUCGGGAUGCUCUUAUGAAGUUACUGCAAGGUUGCAUGGAGCUUCAGGUUCUGGAUGUCAGUGAUUGUAUUGGUUUCAGUGAGGAUGAUGAGGAAAUUUUAAAGCUUGCUUCUCAUAUUACUAAUUUCAUCUGCAAGGGCUCUAGAGAGUAUGAUUAUGAUGAUGAUGGUUUCUAUGAGGGAGGCAGUUUUUUGUUUGACGAUGUGGUAUAUGAUGGAUAUUAUUCUGAUUAG